Messenger RNA from Nasonia vitripennis (jewel wasp), 1294 nucleotides. RefSeq names its product mitochondrial mRNA pseudouridine synthase Trub2. The coding region runs from base 265 to 1203 and encodes 312 amino acids. Gene Ontology annotation, molecular function: RNA binding; pseudouridine synthase activity. The transcript is spliced from 4 exons. NCBI's taxonomy places the organism in Eukaryota, Metazoa, Arthropoda, Insecta, Hymenoptera, Pteromalidae. Gene Ontology annotation, biological process: pseudouridine synthesis; RNA processing. The record is from RefSeq and is a predicted model, not a curated record.
AUAUCCAUCGAUCCAUCUCCAUGUAUGAUCCAGCAUGUGUAAAUUGUGAACUCAGGCUAGCUGAGCUCAAGGCACCCACGCGACGGUCAAUCGUUUUUUCAAAGUUGAUUUUUUUAGUUCGACAGCGUUGGAUCAGCUGUUUUUUUUACCACUCUGAACAAUGUCAUUGACACUAAUCAAAAUCCCAUAAAUAUAAGUUAUUGCCAACAAUUGUUAUAGGUUAUUUGGGUUUACAUAAAUUAUAAAUUUAUAUUAAAGAAAAUUAUGAACAAGUGGACUAAAGAUGCAAGCUUAGCUUGGAAUCUGUUAAAUGGAGUAUUUAUCUUGUACAAGCCACCAGGAAUUCAUUAUCUCAACGUUAGAAAAACUAUCAUUCAAAAUUUAUGUAGAGAUUUAAACCAAAUGGAGGUACGACCUCCAAAUAAAUAUAUAUCCAUUGAGGGGCCAACAACCAAAGAAAUGGAUGUGAUAGUGAGGGACAGUUAUGCUGAUGAUCCCUUAGUCGUUGGACCUAGAUAUGUUGUUGAAGAUUUUAAGCUUUUUUCCGCAAACUUCGUAUCUCAAGAGAGCUCAGGAGUUAUGGUUUGUGGCGUUAAUCAUGGCACAAGAUUAAUUCAUAAAUUAAAGGAUGCAAAGUUAACGAAGUUCUACAAAUUAAAAGGCAUAUUUGGUCAGGCAAGGCAUAAUGAUUUUGCAACAGGAAGAAUUGUCGAAAAGUCAACUUGGAAGAAAAUAAAAAGAUUCAACAUUGAUAAUAUGUGUGCAUCAAUGCAAGCUUCUCAUCAAAAAAAAAUGUUUGAGCUUUGUGGAAUAGAUAUGCAAACCCAGGCUGCAUAUGAAUUAGCUAUAAAAGGUCCUAUAAGACCAGCAGAUCCCAGAGUUCCUAUGGUCUAUAAUAUCAAAUGUAUUGAUUUUAAACCACCAGAAUUCACCUUAGAAAUUGUAGCAAUCAAUGAAACUGAUGAACAUUUGAAAGCUAUAGUUGCUGAAUUAGGCUACAGGCUUCAUAGUACAGCAUAUUGCAGUCAAAUACAAUGCACCCAAUUUGGCCUGUUUCAUGUAAAAGAUUCUUUAUUGUCAAAACACUGGGAUUUGCAAAGCAUCAUGAGCAACAUCAGUCUUUGCCGUAAAAUUCUUCAAGAAAAUCCAUUUAUGUUAAAUCAGGAGCAUGCUCAUCUUGUUCAAAAAACAGCUGAACAAUAAUCACAUAUGUGAAAGUGUAUGAAGUGUAAAUAAGAAUUGUAAAAUAAUGUUAAAUUCAACAAUUUUAAAUAUAACUUUUUUAUUAACAUUA